CUGUAUAGCUGCAGUUUGUGUGUAACCGGGCGACAUUUCGGUUUCUAAGCGACACCGCAGUCGCUCUUUGGUGGCAGUUUUCCUCUGAAGCUCGUAUCGUAUUUAUCACGGCUGCUCUCGGAAGUCUUGCAGCGCUGUAAACCUUUAGCCAGGAUUUCCGGCUCCUUUCCAUUUGCCCUAUGCUGUUUUGUUUCCGUUUAUUCUAUUUCCGUUUUAAAAGUUUUCUUCGUGCAGAGUUAAAGUGUGAUAUUACGGAGAGUUGAUGCCGUUAUGACGCGCAGAGCGUUCGGAGGAUAUUUUAACCGUUCUUUAGCACGCGGGGACCAACGGUUGAGUGAUGGGCUGCCUCCCCUCGCGGUGCAUUCGCGUGCAAAAUUGCAGCUAACUUGCUCCGCUGUUAGACCAGCUCCAGCGCAUCGACACGUGUAACCCGCCGUCUUGGCUCGCUCUGCAUAAAACACAAUGGCUAAAAGUGAACCAGAAGAGAUGAUAGAGAUCGAGAUCGAUGAACGGGAGAAACAGGCGUGCCUGGAGGAAGGUGUUGAGGAGCAUACCAUCACUGCAUCAGAUUUGAUUCAACAAGACAUCGACAUCAAUGAGCCCAUUGGCAAUCUGAAGAAACUUUUGGAGCCCCGUAUCCAGAUGUCACUGGAUCAAUAUGAGAUCUGCUUGCAGGACAUUCAGCUUCACCCUGAUCACAGCCUCUUUGAUCAGGGAGUAAAGACAGACGGCACAGUGCAGCUCAGCCUGCAGAUUAUAACCAAACCAGGUGAAGAGAAGUUGAACAUUUUGGAAAUUGUGAAGCCAGUAGAAACAGUAGAGGUGGUGAUUGAUCCAGAUGCAGCAGGAGAGGAGGGAGCUCUGGUGGAGGAGGGCCAGCUCAUUGCUGUGGAGCGAUCUGGCUUGUCUGAUGAGACAUCAGAGCAGGUUACACGCUGGGCUGCAGCACUUGAAGGCUACCGCAAAGAGCAGGUUCGCCUGGGAAUACCGUAUGACCCUCUGCUCUGGACAGCUGACCAGGUGAUCCACUGGGCUGUGUGGGUAAUGAAGGAGUUUAACAUCGAUGAGAUGGAAAUAGGCAGCAUUCACAUCCCAGGUCGAGAUCUUUGUGCAUUCAACCAGGAAGAGUUCCUUCAGAAAGUGCCCAAUGGAGAGAUCCUCUGGAGUCACCUGGAACUUCUGCGCAAAUAUGUGUUGGCAAGCCAGGACCAGUCUGGAGGGGACGCUACUGUCACCAUUGACCAACCUGUGCAGAUAAUCCCAGCUCAAGUGAGCACACCCACAGCCAUAAAGGUAUUGAAGCAGAGCCGAGGCCCUAGAGCUCCCCGCAUUUCAGGAGGAGAGGAGCGCAGCUCGCCUGGCAACCGCACAGGCAACAACGGGCAGAUCCAGCUGUGGCAGUUCCUGCUGGAGCUGCUGACAGACAAGGAUGCCAGAGACUGCAUUUCCUGGGUGGGCGAGGAGGGCGAGUUCAAACUCAACCAGCCGGAACUUGUGGCGCAGAAAUGGGGCCAGCGCAAAAACAAACCCACUAUGAACUAUGAGAAACUCAGCAGAGCCCUCAGGUAUUACUACGAUGGGGACAUGAUCAGCAAGGUGCAAGGCAAGCGCUUUGUCUACAAGUUUGUGUGCGACCUGAGAACUCUGAUUGGCUACAGUGCGGCUGAGCUCAACAACCUGGUGACCGAGUGUGAACAGAAGAAACUGGCUCGUAUGCAGAUGCACGGCAUUGGCCAGCCAAUCACUACAGUGACCCUGGCCACCACGACACUAGACAAAGACAGUUGAAGAACGCCACGAUACAGCACUCUCCGGCUGCCGCGGGCAAACAUCGCUCUCCACAGCUGAUUGAAAAUCAAAUUAACUUUCUUCUUUCUCUGACACAGCUGUGUUCAUUAGACACAGAAAUGCAAAGCUGAUCCAUGAUUGAUCAGUGUGGAGUAACAUCAUUGUUAUUGUCUUUACAGUUUGAUUCAAGUUAUAUGGAGACAGGUAAAACCUUUUUUUUUUUUUUUAACGCUAACCAAGAGAAGCGCAUUCAGGAUGAGAGUGUGAGUGUCUGCGAUUACUGAGAGCUGUUGUUGUGUGCAUGUGACCGAAUGCUUGAACGUGUGACUGAAAACCCACAUAUGAGCUUUGUGUAAUGUGUCUGUAGUUUAGGAUCAAAUUUCCACUGUAUAUACCGGUACUUCAUGUUUUUGAUAGACACAAGGACAAGUGUAUUUUCAUAUUUUCCAUUUAUAGAGGACCUGUUUUGUAUUUUAUUUAGUGUUUGUUCCCUAAAUUGUUGGACCUUUUUUGUCCACUAGAGGGAAUAAAGUGGCAAGCAUUUUUCUUAA
Dicentrarchus labrax (European seabass) is the source of this 2339-nucleotide messenger RNA. It is a transcript of the gene gabpa, whose product is annotated as GA binding protein transcription factor subunit alpha. Gene Ontology annotation, biological process: regulation of transcription by RNA polymerase II; cell differentiation. Gene Ontology annotation, molecular function: sequence-specific DNA binding; DNA-binding transcription factor activity, RNA polymerase II-specific. The record is from RefSeq and is a predicted model, not a curated record. Bases 463 to 1788 code for a protein of 441 amino acids. The transcript is spliced from 10 exons. Gene Ontology annotation, cellular component: nucleus. Lineage: Eukaryota; Metazoa; Chordata; Actinopteri; Moronidae.